This is a messenger RNA of Nicotiana tabacum (common tobacco), 525 nucleotides long. RefSeq lists its product as uncharacterized. NCBI's taxonomy places the organism in Eukaryota, Viridiplantae, Streptophyta, Magnoliopsida, Solanales, Solanaceae. Gene Ontology annotation, molecular function: zinc ion binding; nucleic acid binding. The record is from RefSeq and is a predicted model, not a curated record.
AUGGCGGUGGAGACGUCGAGAAUGACAGGUGUUGUGUCCAAGUUCAACAACCAAAAAGGCUACGGAUUCAUCAAGCCUGACGAUGGAUCCGAGGAUCUAUUCGUUCAUCAAUCUGAGAUCAAAUCCGACGGCUACCGUUCUCUCUACGAAGGCCAGAAAGUGGAGUUCACCAUGACUGUGAAGGGUGAUAAGUAUCAGGCUAAUGAUGUCACUGGUCCUGAUGGUGCUCCUCUCGAUAGUGGCCGUAACAAUACCCGUGGUGGUUACGGCUAUGGCGGUAGCGGUUAUCGCAGGAACGGCGGUGGUGACGGUGGAUAUCGUAGUGGCGGUGGUGAGUGUUAUGCUUGUGGGAGGACGGGACAUUUAGCUAGGGAUUGUGAUCGUAGCAGUGGAGGCGGUGGUGGUGGCAGAGGCGGCGGGUGUUAUAACUGUGGUGCCACUGGGCAUUUAGCUCGGGAUUGUGACCGUNACUGUGGAGAGGCAGGGCACUUUGCUAGGGAAUGCACUAGCCAAUCCGUCAACUGA